Coregonus sp. 'balchen' is the source of this 5509-nucleotide messenger RNA. NCBI's taxonomy places the organism in Eukaryota, Metazoa, Chordata, Actinopteri, Salmoniformes, Salmonidae. The record is from the annotation of a GenBank genome assembly.
UGGGGAAGAGAGGGAUUUAGAGACUAUGUCAUUGGGCAAGACACAGAACAAAUAGCGUUCUCUCAUUUUUACCACAUUUCCUGUGUGUUAUUGCUGAUUGCACACUUGAAUGUAGCAGCACUGACAGUGAGCAUCACGUGCAUAAAGGUAAGUCACCAACAAUACAUUUCAUUAAUCAAUUAAUAUUUUACAAAUCAAUGUUCUUCCAUGGAGAUGUUAGCUGUAAGUGGUAUUCUUAAUUAUUGGCCACAGUUUUAUUUCUAUAGUUGUUAACUCACUAACACUAGCUAGGUUUCCAUCCGAUUGGCGACAGAGUUUCAUGCGAAUAUUCUAAAAUCCGCAUAAAAACAAAAUGCACAAUGACGUAGUGCACAUACAAAUACAUUUUGCGGUUAAAUUCCCAUGUACCGAAUAAAAAAUACAAGUUAAAUGGGUUUCCAUUACAUUUUUGACUCUACUGGUGGGUUUCUCACAAAUACAAUGUGCCUUAUAUAGCUGUGCCUGCUCUGGUAUUGGCAUAUGCGCUCUAGCCAACAGCAAGCAGGGCGCAGAUAGCGCCUUUGGCUAGAGCACACGUAUAGCCUACGAAUAUAUAGCCUAUGAAAAAUGUAUGCACUCACUAAUUGUAAAUCGCUCUGGAUAAGAGCGUCUGCUAAAUUACUAAAAUGUCAAAUGGUAAGAUUAUUAUGGACAAAAUAUCAAGAUUAUUUUUAUUUGUCAAACGGCAGAAAGGAUCUUGUUCAAAUCACUUUUUUUUAUAAGUGGAUUAUGAUGAUAUUGUCUAUAUGCAGGCCUCAGCAAGUACCUGAAAAUCUCUGAACACAGUGUAGUCAUGGUGCUUUAAGAUUUACUACAAACGCUAGAUCACUCAUCCACCACUGUGAUUUGUAUGUCAUGGUGCAGUGGACCUCUCUCUCCACCAGGAGACUAAUGCACUGGUACACUUUUGUGUACAAAGCAUUGAUAGGACAACUCCCUUUGUAUCUCUGUUCCUUACUGACCAGAUCAGUCACUCAAUACAGUCUUCGUUCACAGUCGCUGCUGUCCUUGUCUGUUCCUAAGGCAGGAACUGAGAUAGGGAAACAAUAUUUUCCCCAUAAUGCCCCUUCAUCCUGGAACAUGCUUCAAAAUAUAUUAAAGUUAGUGUUAGUGUCCUUGCCUCUUUUUAAGACUAAGAUCGACGACACUGUUUUUGAUAGCUGCAGUUGUUUCUAAUCUUCAAAUGUAUCUGGAACUUGUGACACUUUGUCUUUUGUGCGUAUUUUGUUUGUAAUAUUUUAUGUACACGCUUCAAUUUCCCUGUUUUGUCUUCUUGCCAGGUCGCCCUCGCAAAAUAGUUUUUUUUUUUUUUACCUCAAUGGGUCUUACCUGGUUAAAUAAAAAAAUAAAAAUAAUAAUGUCACCAGAAUAAGACCGAUAUUUAUUGGAAAUGAGCAUCAAGCUCAUCACCUUGCACUUUCAACACCUUGUGAAGUUCAUGAUAAUUUAUUUCAUCUGUGGCGUAAUAAACGGCACGCUUUCCGACGAGUCGUAGUGGGAGGACCACACAACACGUCAUCGCGUGACUCCAAGUAUUCUAAAAUCUGAUGAUUAUUACAUCAAUAUUUGCCCAUUAAAGCGUUUCCACCGAAAUUUCUCGUCUCGCAUCAAUAAUUUUACCUACACAAAAAGACCCCACCUUGUGUAGUAUAUUUUGUUUUGUUGACAUUGGGAAGUUUAAAUUGUUCUGUUUCCAUCAGGCCUGCCAUUAGAUUUUUUUAUCCUACAUGUACUUUACUGUCAUAGAAAGGUUGGAUGGAAACCUGGUUAGGAACCACGUUUCCAUGCACAGUUUUUAUGCUAAAGUCAUACCCUAUAAAAAAAUAAAAUAAUGACAGCUGUGAUGGAAACAGGUAGUUUUGGUACAAUUUUAUAAAUGUAGACAGAUAAUUUGUGCCUUUGACAUGGUGGGAUCUUUUUGUGUCUGUAAAAUGUAUUAUGCGAGAAAUGGUAAUGGGAUGUCUUUAUGCGCAAAUAUUGAUAUAAUAACCAUAAUAUCAAAGUAAACUUGGAGUUUAUGGUGUGGUGUGUGCUCCUCCCACUAUGACUCCGGAAACCAUGUGGUUUAUUAGGCUACAGAUGAAAUAAAUUAUGAACUUCACAGGGUGAUGAAAGUGCAUGGUGAUGCUCCUCUCCAAUAAAUAUCGAGGGUCUUAUUCUGGUGACAUGAUGAUCAAUGCUUGACUGCCGUUUGACAAAGAAAAAUAUUCUCGCUCAUAUCGAUAAUAAUCUGAUCAUGUAGACUAGCCUACCUGCGCAGCAUACCCACAGUGAGCUGUUGGCUAGAGCGCACAUGCCAAGACCAGAGUAGGCACGUUUGCUAUUUAAUGCAACAGUUUUUGUGAUAAAACUGUCUGUAGUGUUGAAAAUGUGAUGGAAACAUAUUGAACUGUAGAUUUUUAUUCAGUACAUGAAAACAUAAGCGAAAAAAUACAUUCUGUGUGCACUGUCAUCAUGCGCUGACUUUUAUCUGCCAACAUGUCCCUUUGGUGGAAACACACCACUGGUGGGAAAAUAUAGUAUGAAAAUCUGUUGCCAAUUGGAUGGAAACCUAGCUAUUGAAAUCAGAGUGGAAAAUCAGAGUGAGGUAUCAUCUCAAUGACCGCAUACAUAGCCUGGGACAUUUUUAUAACAAUUCAUGAGCAUAUGCAGCGUAAAUGGUGCAGCGUAAAUGGUGCAGCGUAAAUGGAUGCAGCGUAAAUGGUGCAAUGAAAUGCUUAUCAGCAAGCUUCCUCUACAGUAAAAAAAAUAGUGCUAAAAAGUAAAAUACUAGAUCUGGGCGCUCCAACCCUGUUACUGGAGAGCUACCGUCUUGUAUGGUUUCACUCCAACCCUGUUACUGGAGAGCUACCCUCCUGUAGGUUUUCAUUCCAACCCUGUCCCUGGAGAGCUACCGUCUUGUAGGUUUUCAUUCCAACCCUGUUCCUGGAGAGCUACCCUCCUGUAGGUUUUCAUUCCAACCCUGUUCCUGGAGACCUACCGUCUUGUAGGUUUUCACUUCAAUCCUGUUACUGGAGAGCUACCAUCUUGUAGGUUUUCAUUCCAACCCUGUUCCUGGAGAGCUACCGUCUUGUAGGCCCUGGACCGAGUUUGGGAAACCCUGUACUAGAGCAAUAGGUCAAUAGCACGUAGAAGGCAUGAAUUAGUAAUAAAGUACUAACUUCACCUCAAGCUGCAUUUCCUGUACCAAUUUGUAUUUCCACACACACAGAUAAUAGGCAUGAUGGAAAGUCCCAUGUGAGCAUUACAAUAACUUUCCCCCUUAAACGGAACAUCAGGGGCUUUAGUAACGUUAGUAUAGUGUGAGGCAAUUGUGAGAGAGGAACACAUUGUUCCUCUUUCACAUGGUUGAAGUAGCAUGGAGCCACACUGUUUCUGCAUUCAACAACACUACUAUCUUGUUGCCUAACCAAUAUUUUUAACUUUCUCUAACAGGGUGUGGUUUUGGUGUAUUCAAAUGAAAUGUAUAACAUUCUCUUUCUCUCUCUUUUCUUCCCUUCUUCAUUCUCAGUAAUGCUUGUCCCCCAGGCUAAGUGACAGGACCAGUCACCCUGGUCAACUCCCCUUGUUGCUGUGGUUAAGUUACUGUUGUGGUCAGUCACGAUGAACACCUCCUCAGUAGCGGUGGCCACAGGGGUCAGCAACGCCACCCUGGAGAUGCUGGUCAGUCCUGUGAUGACCGUGGCUGUGCCUAUUAUUUACCUCUCUGUGUUUGUGUGCAGUACCCCCUGCAACCUGCUGUCUCUGGUGGCGCUGCUGAACAUCCACUACAAACGCCACACUCCUACAUCUGUGCUUGCCAUCAACCUGUCGCUGGCAGACCUGCUCUACAGCGCCUUCCUGCCCCUACAGGUGAGUCACUGCCACUACAGGUAACACAGUGCAGUGAUAGGUGCCAAGCACAAGGCUGUCUCUGACACUCUGGCACCGUUUACAACUAAUCUGCGCUGUCAUUGCUGUCACAUACCACUAAGUUUCUCCAGAAACUUUUCCUAUCUAGUUGGACAUAGCUAAUAUUUGAUGACCACUAAGCCCAUCUCUCUCUCUCUCUCUCUCUCUCUCUCUCUCGCUCUCUCUCUCUCUCCCAGGUGUUGUACCACCUGUGGGGUAAUGACUGGCCGUGGGGCGCUGCUCUCUGUGGCCUCACCACCACAGCCCUCCACUGCAACCUGCACUGCUCCGUCCUCACCACCUGUGCCAUCGCGCUCGAGCGCUACUGCGGUGUCGUACACCCGCUCCGCACCAAACACUGGCGCACCGCCCGGCGAGCCGCCAUUGCCUGCGUCCUCAUCUGGGCGUUUGUUCUGAUUACUCAGACGCCCUUGCUCAGGCGUGACCUCACCCUCCGGGUCGUCGAGCUAGACAUCACGACCUGCUUCGACGUGCUUCCGCGUGCACUGUUCUCUCACCAAUCAGUAUCCUAUCUCUACUUUCUAGUGAUUCUGCUGAUGUUCUAUGUGUUGCCGUUAGCCGUCCUGGUCAGCUGUUACGUUGCCGUGGCGAGAGGCCUGCACAGGUCAUUGCCGACAGCAGCUGAAAGCAGUGGCGAUAAGAGGGAAGUGUUGUCAAGGCGACGGGCUCAGACCACAGUUGCCUUGGCAACUCUGUGCUUUGUGGUGUGUUACCUACCAACCAUCACCCUUCAUGGCCUGCACCUAAUCUACCACUCCCAGGGCAAGAGUCUGUACAAGUACUAUAAACUAGUGCUAAGCAUCAACAGCCUCAACUGCUGCUUUGACCCGUUUGUGUACUACUUUGCGUCGAGGGAGUUCCGGCGGGCUCUGAGGAGGGCGCUGGGGCGGUGUGUCCCACUGGGAGAGGGGGAGGAGGUUGGGAACUCUGAGCUGGUGUCCAUGACUGGGGAGCUUAGGGCAUCUAUAGGCCAUAGUUGAUCACUAGAUGGUCAUGCUAGAAUGGACAAAGUUUGCAGAUGCCAUAGCAAAUGACCCAAACUGUAAAUACAACACUUAAAAAAUUAGAUUUGGUUAUUUUAUGGAUAGACCCUGUGCGGUCAUCAUUAUAAAGCUGUUUAUGCAAUUGUUGUCAAUGCAAAUUUUUAUAGUUAUUCUAACUUCAUUCCGUUGACAUUUUUAAAUGAAUAAAUGUUGAAAUGCAUCAUCUUGGUAUCAAGUGAGUUUAUUACUGAGGCAUUGAUAAGUGCACAAAAAGGCCGACUAAUAACACUACUGUAAUAUACUGACGUAAUCAAACACAAGAAAUGCCUGUUUCAAAAGCCUGAAUGCCAGUUAAGGUUAAAUGAGUACAGACAGUAGAAAUACACUACAUUACAUUUAAAUAAAUACAAGGAAAUACAUUCAGUGAAGGCCACUUUGAAAAGAAUGGGCCAGUGGGGUCUGUUUUGUCUCGGAUAAAUAUUAUGUCAUACUAUACUUUAUACAAUUCUCCAACGGUUCAAACAGCUUGUUUUUCAUAACCUUCAUCGGUGGCGACAACAACAACAACAACAACA